GUUGCGACCCCGCCGGAGGUGAUGCCCGAGUCUUUCGAGAUCAUCGAGACGGUGGGUAUGGAUGCGAAGAGUCUCAAGUUCCUGGACAAUGUGAACGACAAGGUUGAGGUCGUCUUGCAGUGGAUCCAGCGGCUCAUUGUGGAGAACCACAAAAACGGUGUGGUGCCUGUGGCACCUCCGAUACUUUCCCGAGUCUUCCAAGAGUACUCGCGAGGAAUCGUCAACCUGAACAAUGCGAGAAAGAUCGCUGAGUUCCCCUUCCCUUUUCCUUUGGUCCAGUGCAUUACCUUCAUGCUCGGAAUACACUGGUUCCUCAUACCCAUCAUCUGCGCGAGCAGUAUUAAGUCGCUGUGGUGGGCCGGCACAUUGACGUUCGUUGUCGUUUUCUCCUUCUGGUGCAUCCACUUCUUCUCCUUCGAACUGGAAAUGCCAUUCGGGAGGAGUACGAACCACUUGCCCCUAGAGGACAUGCAGGUUGACAUGAACGAGAGCUUGUUGACUUUGAUGCACAAGCACGCGCAGUUUCCGCCGGACUUUGAAUGCAUCAACUGCUUUGCCAUCCCAGGGACGACGACUGGGAACUUCAAAAACGAUGGCACCAUGGAUGUCAGCGGCAGCCAACCACAGGACAAGAAGGCUUCGGCGAGCCCAGCGCAACAGAAGGAGGAUGGCUUCCAUGAAGUCGUCUCUUCGAGCCCUUCCGUCGAGGACUCAAAGCCUAGCAAGGCCCGGCGGAGACCCGCUGCUUCCACAGGUACGGGAGGCUGCCUCGAAAUGUUGGGAGCUAAAGAGCUCCUGGGCUGGGGCUACGAGACCUACCCACGCCAGGGAGGGCGUGCUGAUCGGAAUAGAUCAAGGUCAUCUUCGCCUUCUGAAGACGGACCUAAAGGUGAGGUGAACAACGAGGACCUUCCACGCAAGAAGGGGACUCGUGCCGAGGAGCGGGCAAGAAGAGCCGCCGCAAGACAAGAGCAGGAACGCUUUCGACGACAGGCCUCCGGGGACGUCUCGAAAGGACCAGGACGGGAAAGAUCAGGGAGCAAGGAUCUAACGGAUCUGGCAGGCCGCGGUAACAAAGACACACUGGAAGGUGUGGUGGUGCCGCGCGACAGAAGAUCCAAGGGGCUGCGGGACGCCGGCCGUGACGCGCCGGAAAGCAAUGGUCCUCCUGGAUGA
This is a messenger RNA of Symbiodinium sp. CCMP2592, 1176 nucleotides long. Lineage: Eukaryota; Dinophyceae; Suessiales; Symbiodiniaceae. The record is from the annotation of a GenBank genome assembly.